ACCAAACUGGUCACUGUUUGUAAUGUAAAGACAAAAACAAAAACGCAUGUUGUACCAGCAGCAAAAAAUUGCUUAAUUUUGAAAAUGCAGGUGUCAGAUUUGGGUUCUCCAGUUAGCCCUCAAAACCUGCUUGCGGAGCAUCGACAAAGUUCGCCUGAAAUUGACAGACUCAUCCAGAAAGCAGGUGAGUUUAAUAUUCAGCUAAUGUCUUUGCGCUGUGUUUGGGGUCUACCCUUUAUUUUCAAUGUUACAGGUCUUUAAACUUAAAUCAAAAUAUCUUUAGAGAAAGGGUUGAAUCAAAGUUACAGUUAUUGUUUCUCAAGGAAAUAGAAGCGGUAAAACUACAUUGAGACCUUAUCUUUCGUUGUUAACAUCUUGUUGAAAUGACAACAAAACUACCUUUAGCAGUUAAAACAGAUUCUUUCAAGCUUUACUAGUCAGCAACAACCUUCUUUGUUUAAUUCACCUCACAACAGAAUUUGAAAAUUUGGAGCAAGUGAAACUAAUCGAAACAGAAAGACAACGAUAUGCAGGUAAGUCUGAGUAAAAAGACCAUUUAAACUUAUCAAAACUCCAGUGAAAAAAGAACAACGUUCGUUUGUCGAUAGUUGUUGGAAAAAUAUAAGCUUAAUUAAUGAGUUUGUAGCAAUUUCUUUGAAAAGUACUACCUAGCAAUGAAACAAAUGGAGAUAUCAUGCAAGAAUAGUGUAUAGGCAUUAAGCAAUCGAGAUGAGGUACAAAGCUAUUUUAAUGGACAAUAUUUUGACUAGUAGAACUUAUAAUUAGCUGUCCCUUGAAGAAGACUCUUUUUACUAGUCAGUAAAAAUAUUGGCCCUUCAACUGAAAAAAACCUUGCCCGUUUUGCACUGUCCCUGCAUAUUAAUUUCUUUUUUACUCAAAGUGCAAAACAGGCACUUUGACAGGUACACGGGUAAACAGGUACACGGGUGCAGCGUUAUCAAGCGGUCUUCUUGCGGACCGUCACUCUAUAAAAGCAGAUAAAAGUAACGAAAGCCAUUUUGUCUUGGGAUAGUGUGAUAGUUUUUUUUUUCUGUACUGAAAAACUGUUGACGUCAUUUUGAUUGUCAAAAACAUAAAGCUCUCUUGAGACAAGUGGAAGAAAAAACACGCCAAGUUGAGGAGUUAGAGAAGUCCACGACUCAGCUUGACGAGGAAGCCAAACAAUUACACAAACAGUUCACUCAGAACAGGGAGAUAUGCGAAAGGUAAGCAUUUUUUUUAUUAUUUUACGUAUGCCUACUGAAUUUCGCGACUGAGGUGGUCUUGCGAUGAGCUCACUCAAGGUUAUCUCUGUCAAAGUCAGAACUGGUUUUGUAGUCAGUCGAAAAAAAAACGACACUUUCUAUUCACUCGCCUGCCUUUUCCACCCGUCUUCGCAGCACGUGUAACGAAAAUGGUUUGUCAGAAUGAUUUUAUAAUUCUUUUGAUCUACAGCUUGAAACGAACAAACAGUGUUCUUCAAGAGCACGAAGAAGCUUUAAAGAAGAAAAAAGAAAUGGUCCUAAAUAAGACGCAACUAACCAGGCAAGACUAUUAAUUUAAAGGCCAUUUAAAUGUCGCGCACUGAAAAUUAUUGCUUCCAUUGGUAUAGCUGUACAUUUAAGCAAUCAGAGAUACCAUCAAUGAUGCGACGUCUCAAGUUUUGAUAGAAUGAAUUUCCUUUAAAAAAAAUCUACACCUACUUAAGGUGAUACACGGGACGAUUCGCAACGACGAUUUUUAGCGCAACACAGGGUAACAGUGUUGGGACAAUGUUGCAACCAUUCGAAACAAUGUCGCAACAAUGUUGUGAUGCUAUGUUACGCUAAAAAUCGUCGUUGCGAAUCGUUCCCUGUAACAUCAUAGACUGCUUGCAGUCCGCCUUUUCUCUUAAAAUCCGUUUAGUUCUUAUCUCAUCCAGCGCGAUUGCAAACCACGACGUUAUUUUUACCCCGCAGUAACUUUGCAAAGAAAAAUAAGACGCUGCUCGCAGUCUAAUAACAUCACCUUUAAACAAAUAAUUGGCACAUGUUGGUUUCUUGUUAAGCCUGCGUACAAGCUCUCCAUAUGGGGAUAUUGCGAAAAGUAAACGCGCGAGGGGCGCGCGGCUCACUUCGCUCGCCAAAAUGAGAGAGCUGGCUCGCAGGCUAUUUCUUGUUUAGCAAACCCUACUAAGGAAUCUAAGCAAAGUGCCAACUCUGAAUGGAUGAUUAUUUUACUGAAACUGUCCAAGAAGAGAGUUAUGAACAUUUGAGGUGAUUUCUCACCAAAAACGUUACACCAUUAAUUAAUAAUUUAAGGUUGGAAAACAAUGCUGUCCUGGAGAAGUAUCAGGCCAUUUGGGAGACAUACAAAACUAAGUAUGAAAGUAAUGAAAAUGCAAAGGAGCUUGCUAAGAUAAAGAGGGAUACAAUGCAAGAAAAGGAACAAUGUGAGUUGCUGUUUAACUUCAAGUAUCUAUAGUAGCGUUAAUACUUGAUGGCAACAUAAUGAUCUUUUUACUUACAUAGACUGCAUACUAUGGAGGCUAAACUCUUAGUAAUUGCAAAUAAGGGGAGUGUGUGUUUGAUGAGGAUAGGCAAUAAGUACAAGGGUUGGGGGGGGGGGGGGGGGGGGUAGGUAGUGAGAGGGGACCUAAAACGUGGUGUGCUUAUAUGACUGAAUCAAUUAUAGCAAUGAAAAAUUAAUGCUCUCUUAAUGGUUAAACCAGUGAAAGUAUUUGUAAGUAAUCACCCUUAAAUUGUCUCAAACACUCAAGAAAAAGAAAGAAAUAUUUGUGUUGUGUUUUAAAAAUUAGUAUUAAAAUGAAUAUUUAUUAUUUAAAGUAAAAAAAAAAUUUUUUUUAAAAAAAAGAGAGGAGAAUAGGGGGGAAAAAGAUUUAGUAAAAAAAAAAAGGGGGGGGGGGUGGGGGGGGGGGAGAAAAGAAAGAGAGGGGGGGGGGGGGGGGGGGGGGGGGGUGGGUAGGUAGUGAGAGGGGACCUAAAACGUGAUGUGCUUAUAUGACUGAAUACAUUAUAGCAAUGAAAAAUUAAUGCUCUCUUAAUGGUUAAACCAGUGAAAGUAUUUGUCAGUAAUCACCCUUAAAUUGUCUCAAACACUCCUUUUAAUAAAUUCCCAAGUUGUCAUAUUUUUUCCCCCAUCAAAUGGCCAAGAAAUGUGGCUUCAAGCAGUCCCUCAUUUCGCUCAGGGGUAGUAGGGCGAGCAGAGUAUGAAGGCAUGCGUGGAAAUUGAGGGUCACCUUUCUCGAGUUGAGCAAGCUCUACUAUACCUGAGGUCCAUUAUGGCUACUCGAAGUCUUUGUUUCUAUACAAAGGGGUAUUUCCUUGUUGUCACAAAGUAAAGCACUUUUAAGAGGAUAUGGAACCCACCACAGUUAAAACCAUUCUUAAUUUUUUUUAUUCACGUUUUACAUGUCUGAUAUCCCCUUCUAGUGGAGGAGAUAAGAUCCACAGUUCAACAACUGGAGACUGGCAUUUCAAGUAUGGAAACAGAAAAGAAAAAGAUUCAAGGUAGAAUAUGAUAUGGGUCACUUUCUACCACCUAGUGUUAAUGCAAAUCCGAACAAAGUAAUAUGAAUUGGUCGUGUUUCAAGUAUUUGAACCACAUGCUUUACAUGUACUAAUGAGAGUGAAUCUGGAGAUCAGCAUAAAAGGCUAUGAGUUUCAGAUAGAUGCUGUCAGCCCACUCUUAAGCCAAGGCAAGCAUUCCUGCCCUUGAGGCCUCCAUUCCUCAGCACAAAUGAACUAGACACUAAUAUACAUAUUGCAACAUACACUGGGUGAAGUCACAGGCCAUGUUUUCUUACAUUUGCAGUGGUUCUCUACCACUCCUACAGCCAUGGGAAAAUCUUAGAAGCACUGGAAAGUGAAGUAAAAGACAUCUUCCUUCCUUAAGGGGAGACUCUUCACUCUGUUUAAACUGGACUGGGUUCACCUCUAGAUCUUUUUCUUUUGUACUUUAAUGAAAAAAAAAAGUUGAAAACUAUUAAUUUCUUUUCAUUUCAGAAACAAUUAAAAAUGGACUCAGAUCAGCUAUCCCAGUGAUCAUCAAACUGUAUCCACUGCAAAAGGGGUUUCCAAAGGAUAAUAUGAAAAAUAAAAUACAAAAUGCCAUGAUACUUUGGGGGAGAUGCAGUAUUAAUACUUGACGUCAACAGUUUUUUUCCCAAAUGUUUUGUUGAUGGAGAACACCUCAUUAUGAAAUAAUGCCUAAAGCAGAAGACAAUAAAUUUGUUCAUUUUUCUUCUCCAUAAGCUACUUCUUUAAAGCCUUUCAUAGUGUCAUUGUUUACCAUACAAGACAUUUCACCCAGGUUAUAUUCUUUAACAACAAGAAGAGCCCAGCUAAACCUUGAAACAAGAAAAACUGUUGACAAUAUACAAGAAGUCAACACCAAGGUAAAACACUCACGAGAAGAACAAACCAGGAUGGGAAGGCACCAAAAUAAGUCACAAGAGGAAGGUACUAAUACGUAACAGAGUUUUCUCAAUUUUAUGAGCAGGAGGUAAAGAAAAAAGUAGGUAUGAGGAAAAUACCUUAGCUGAAACUUAAAUUGUUAGCCUGAAAUUCAUCCGAUUGCUUCGAGUCGUUUUCUCCUCAAUUAAAGCAAAGGUCAAGGAGUAGUGAUGUCACUGGACGGCAUUAAUGGCUGGUUGAUUCAGACGUUACUAAGGGAGUAAUAACGACUCGAAGUAAUCGGAUGAAAUUCAGGCUAUUAAAUUGUAAGACUCAAGAUAUUUACAAAAGAACACUUUUAGUGACAAUGUGGUGUUAUAAUAAUUUAUUAAUUAAUAACCAAAACUAUGAAACAUGUAAGUAAGUAAGAUAGAGGAGACAGUUCAAUUUUCUCUUAAAAGUUCCAUAAACAAUUUGAUGACACUUUUUUCCCUGAUAAUCUUUCAUAAUCACCAAAUACAGUAAGAAAGCCUAUGAAAGCCAAAAUGAAAAUAAUGCAAUUAAUUUUAAUGAAACUAUUUCUUACAAAUUAGUCCCUAUAAUAGAAACACCUGAAACAUCUACUGGCAUCCCAGUGGGGACAUCUUUUCAGCUAGAAGGACACUCAUCUUCUAACACUAAGCAACCACAGUCAGAUAAAAAUAUGGAUGCAGAACAGUCUACAGAAGAAGACAUUGCUAUACAACAGCAACAACAAGAAAUACUUGUAUCUGAAAGACCUGUCUCCCAGAUGCAACAAUUGCCUAUGCUGAUCUCAAGUCAGCAGUCUAGCAAAACUAUAACAGAGGACCAAGUUGUUCAGACAUCAAGAAUAGCUCACAGUGAAUGCCACCCACAACAACUUCAAAUCUCACACAAUCAACCAUGUAAGUCAAAGACUACUGCAGUUGUAAGUACAUUAUUAAGGUAUUUUUAAUGCAACCUCAGUUCAAAAUGUAUUUCAUACUCCAUAUAUUUAAAUUUAUAUGUUUACAUUGUUGAGAAAACAAAACCACAAACAGCUAUGAAAAUUAGUUUGUGACUUUGAGGUUUACUGGUACUUAAGAUCACGUUAAUAUACAAAGAACUUUAGCCACAACAUGGAACUGCACAUAUCACAACUUAGAAAUAAACUGCAUGUAAUAAAUUAUCUUCCAUAAAGUAGAUGUGUCUGGACAUCUCAUCGGAAAAGACCUCCUGUGGUUCUUUUCUCAUAAGCAAUCACGCGCUACCUCAUAUAAGCGACCACUAGUCUUCAUAUUUUGAGUGGUUGCUUAUAGGAGGUUCAACUUUAAAACAUGAAGGUGUUACUAUUUGAUAAACUUGUCUGUUACAUUAAAUCUCACAGCUUGUAGUCCACAGAAUAUGGAUGAAGAAACAACCUUCCCUUGCACACCCACAACAGCACAUCAACAAAACUCUGGUUUUGUCCCAACUUCAGAGGCAACUAACAGCCCAUUCAAUUUUGAGAUACACUCAAAUUUCAUCCAGCAGCUCAGAAAGUCUCCAGGAGAUGGUUUUCUUUUUCAGAGCAGGCCAAUGUUUGAUAAUUCUGUGGAAGGAGACAAGGAGCAGGUCAGUUGAUAAGCACUUGUUUACAUUAAUCUCUCUUUUCUAUAAUAGCCUAGCCCGCGAGCAAACCCUUCUGCCCCCAGAGAGCUGGCUCACAGGCUAUUACCAUCAAUGACUUAUCAUGCGUUUUAAUCAAUGCUAACAGAAAAAGAAAAGCUAAUGCAGGGUGUUCAUUGGGCAUCGGAGAUCACAGAACUCUCUGUUUACUACACAACUAGACAUAAUUCUCCGGCUAAUGUUUGGUAGCCUAUGACUACUUUUUACUCAGACAUGGAGCUUUUUUCAAGAUAUUCUCCUAGCUGGAAACAUGACACCUUUCUCCUGCUACUAGGUUUUUUAAUAAAAACCCUGUGAUGUUUGCAUAACUGUCCAUUGAAAUAUAAGCCUCUACACUAAAAGAAUGUGUAUGCUCGAUAUUACAAAGCUGAUACAUUUGCAGAAAGGAAAAUAAUAGUCUUUAGAGCAAACUUCUUUUAAUGCAGCUUUAAUUCUGAACAUUGACCACAUCGGGAAAUUCUGCUGAAACAAAAUGUUAUGCUCAUGUUAUCUUUGAAAUACUGCAGGCUAACAGAGAGAAUACAAAUUUCUUAUUCAAUCUGCAAGAAGUGGAAAAUUUUCCAACAGGUUAGUAAAGCAUUUCACCAAGUAAAAAAGUGAAAAAGAACUAUCUCUCCGUUGUAUAAUUCUUGUGUGUGUACUGUAGUACAAGAAGCCUUAAUAUGAAGCCAGUGUAUAAAAUAUAAGUCACUGUAGCCAUGAGGUAGUUUAUCAAAGGCUUUGGUCAACCAACUUUUAUGCACUUUAAUCAGUUGAGAAGAAAAUAAAUUUUCCAAAGAGCUUUCGAAAGAAGAGGUGUUAAAAAAACACCAAUUCAAUCAUUUGGGAUUUUACAGAGUGAAGUAUAGCAGUGAAGAUUUGCCAAUAUGAACUUGAGCUCAAACUGGUGAGAGUUCUGGGCCUUAUUUGAGGGUCCUGCUGUGUCUUAUUUGCUACAAGCUUUUCCAAAAGAUUGAGUUCAAAUUCCUGUUCACUAAAAAGUUGAAAAUUAUUUUGACUUUACUUGGUCCCUGUUAAAUAUGUGAUACCAAUUAUAGAAUAUGACUGAAGUAGGCAAUUACUGACAGAUCACAUAGUUAAGAUAUCUAAUAGCUGGACUCAACUAAUAGGUGCUUAUUGGUCUUUAUUUUGACUUAAGUCCUGCUAAAUAUUUCUCAUAUAAUAUGAAAACUAAUACCCUUAUUGAAACUUAUGUAAUAAUAAACUGCCUGGGUUAAAGUACUAACAUUAUUGUGUAAUUAACUAUCUCAAUGGUAUUUUCAGAUAAAUUAACUUAUAGUUGUGUACAUGGUGCAGUCUGAGCAGAAUGCAUAUGUAAUGACAAUGUUUCUUCUUUCAGAAUAUUGGUUAUACAUAUGUCACAAAUGCUUAGUAGAUAACUCCGUACAGAAUCAUUUCAGGAAUUUAGUGCACUUGAUUUUUUCCAUCAGAUUUAAAUCUACUAUUUUAGCACUCCCAAGGAAAGCAAUGUUUAAAGUGAACAUUUUAGACCUUGAACUUUUCACGGUAGUUUGCAGCAACUAACUAAUAGUAGACACACGGCUUUGUAUCAACAAGUUUUUUUAAAUCUAGUGUAUAAAAAUCGCCCCAAAUAUUUGUUUGUGAAAUCUGUAAUGCAGGAAAUUUUUGCUUGUGGAAUUCAGAAUCUACUUGGCUUUUGUACAUUAUGCUUUUGUUUCCCCACUAAAAUGCUCCAUCUUAAUGUUCCAUUUUUCCCAUUAAAAUGCUUGUUAGUCCCCAAAAAAGUCACUGAAAAUAUGCUCAAUAAUACUCAUCACAGAAAAAAUGCUAGCACAAUGUACAAAGGCCUACCAGAAUCCUGGGAUUUGGAACCUGUAAUCCAACUAAAGGAAUCCCAAAUCCUGCUUUCAGUUGGAGUGACUGGAGUCUUGUAAGUUCCACUGACAAAAAAUCUGGAAUCCACAGCGCAGAAUCCAAAAUCCAAGUCUGUCGAAUCAUUAUACGUUUUUGGGAAACUGCCCACAUACCCCUCCCCUAUUAAAGCUGUCAUUAACAAUUGCUUUUCACUUAGGGCAAAAUGUUUCUUAAGGGAGGGGUAUUUGGGCAGUUUCCCAGAAACGUAUAAUGAUCCAGACUGUCUUGGAUAACCUUACAUGGGGCGAUAAGAACACUAAAAAGCAUUGUUAAGCCUGGUUCUCACAUGCCGCCGAUGCACCCGUGACAUGGCUGCCAGUACUGCCUAGGAUACUGUUCUGAUAUGAGAACAGAACUGGCUGGCAACAUUGGUCAUCCCAGUCUUAACUGCGGCAUGCCUGUGAAGUUGACUUGAGUUCAACUUCGAAGGUAUGUCAGUGGUAAAGCUCUGCGAUGGCUCUUAUUACCGGCGGUGCAUGUUCUCAUUCAUCCAAGAAGUAGCCCAGGCAGUACCGGCAGCUACGUCACAGAUACAUUGGUGGUAUAUGAGAACAAGGCUUUACACAGUAAAUCACACUUAAGUACUUAUCUCCAAACAGGGUCUGGAGCUGAUCAAUUCCCUGUGUCAAGACAGAAUUCAAACCUGUUUGGGUCACCAGUGUCUGGAGAGAGCAGAGCAGGUGAUGGGUUGUUUGGGACAAACCCAUCAACUUUCAACGGAUGUUCCAUCUUUGGAGAUCCUAGUCCUAUUCAGUCUAAUCAACAACAAGCAGUCACUGGGCCCACUGAAUUUAGUUUCUCCUUUGGAGCUAAAUCCCCUGAUGAUGAGAACAGUACUUUAAACAGACCAGCUGCAUUUAGCUUAUUCUAG
This is a messenger RNA of Porites evermanni, 8808 nucleotides long. Lineage: Eukaryota; Metazoa; Cnidaria; Anthozoa; Scleractinia; Poritidae. The record is from the annotation of a GenBank genome assembly.